UCAUGGCGGCUUCCCUGUACAGGAGAAUACCCUCGGUUUCGCGUUUAUUAUACUCUCAGGGAAAGAGAUUCAAGUCCAGCGCCUCGGGUCACGCUCAGGAUGAAUAUUCUACAGAAAAGGAAACACAUUUUGGCUUUGAGAACGUGCCGGAAAACAAGAAGGCCGAGAAAGUACAUGAAGUUUUUGAGAAUGUGGCAGAGAAAUAUGACGUGAUGAACGACCUGAUGUCUGGCGGAAUUCAUCGAAUAUGGAAAGACCUAUUCAUCGCCCGCAUAAACCCGAGGCCAAAUACCAAACUCUUAGAUGUUGCAGGUGGAACGGGAGACAUUGCCUUCCGCUUUAUCAAACACAUCGAACAGGCUAAGAGAGGGAGCACAGUUGUACCAAGUGAUGUCAGCGAGUCAGACCUUGGAGAGAAGGAUAGCCAAAGAUUGCCAUACGAGGUUGUUGUUUGCGACAUAAGUCAGGGGAUGCUGGAUGUAGGGCAGAAGCGAGCAGCGGCGUUGGGAUAUUCUGGACUCUCCUGGAUCUGCGGAGAUGCCCAGAAGCUGCCGUUCCCCGAUGAUCACUUUGACUGCUACACCAUAGCAUUCGGAAUAAGAAAUGUUGUAGACCUGGAAAAGGCUCUGAGUGAAGCAUACCGGGUGCUGAAACCGGGUGGAAGGUUCGUCUGCUUGGAGUUCAGUGAAGUUAAGAAUCCAACUGUCAGAUGGAUGUAUGACCGGUAUUCCUUCGGUGUGAUUCCGGUGAUGGGGCAGGUGGUUGCAGGAGACUGGAAGAGCUACCAGUACUUGGUGGAGAGCAUACGCAAGUUCCCAGAUCAAGAGACAUUCAAAGAGAUGAUCGAGGAUGCGGGAUUCAGGAGAGUGACCUAUGAAAACUUGACCUUUGGGGUAACAGCCAUACAUAGUGGUUUCAAGAUUUAGAGAAAGUGGGUGGCUAUGGAAUUGAAAAUUAAUGAAUGCUUGAGAUAUUUAUGAUCUAAGAGUUGAUAAAUACAUCCUCUACGUGUUGUUGAUUUUGUAUAUAGUUGUAAUAAAUUGUUAAAGUUA
Messenger RNA from Penaeus indicus, 1052 nucleotides. RefSeq names its product 2-methoxy-6-polyprenyl-1,4-benzoquinol methylase, mitochondrial-like (gene Coq5). The transcript is spliced from 7 exons. The coding region runs from base 3 to 926 and encodes 307 amino acids. Gene Ontology annotation, molecular function: methyltransferase activity. The record is from RefSeq and is a predicted model, not a curated record. Gene Ontology annotation, biological process: ubiquinone biosynthetic process. Lineage: Eukaryota; Metazoa; Arthropoda; Malacostraca; Decapoda; Penaeidae.